This is a messenger RNA of Dunckerocampus dactyliophorus (ringed pipefish), 2282 nucleotides long. It is a transcript of the gene reep2, whose product is annotated as receptor accessory protein 2. Gene Ontology annotation, biological process: endoplasmic reticulum tubular network organization. NCBI's taxonomy places the organism in Eukaryota, Metazoa, Chordata, Actinopteri, Syngnathiformes, Syngnathidae. The transcript is spliced from 8 exons. Gene Ontology annotation, molecular function: microtubule binding; taste receptor binding. Gene Ontology annotation, cellular component: cytoplasmic microtubule; endoplasmic reticulum membrane; endoplasmic reticulum tubular network. The record is from RefSeq and is a predicted model, not a curated record. Bases 187 to 1017 code for a protein of 276 amino acids.
CAAUUCAGAGACUGCAGCACAUCCUCGGUUGCUACCACAGAGCAUCGCACCUGACAGCCCGACUCCACCGCGCUUCGCUUCACCACCACAAGCCGUGUUCAAGAGCGGCAAUGUGGGAUCCACUUGCCCACUAGCUCGCCACCGGUUAUCCUUCAGGCGGACAAGGCGAGCCUGAGAUCCAGCAAGAUGGUGUCGUGGAUCAUUUCGAGGAUAGUUGUCCUCGCCUUCGGGACGCUCUACCCAGCGUACGCGUCAUACAAGGCUGUCAAAACGAAGAAUGUGAAGGAAUAUGUGAAGUGGAUGAUGUACUGGAUAGUGUUUGCUUUGUUCUCUACGGCAGAGACGGCCACAGACCUGUUCUUGUCAUGGUUUCCUUUUUAUUUUGAGCUGAAGAUUGCCUUUGUGAUCUGGCUCCUGUCCCCAUACACCAAGGGCUCCAGUGUUCUCUAUCGCAAAUUUGUCCACCCAACCUUGUCCAACAAGGAGAAGGAGAUAGAUGAUUACAUUGCACAGGCCAAAGACAGGAGUUAUGAGACCAUGAUGCGGUUUGGAAAGAGGGGUCUCAACUUGGCUGCUAAUGCUGCAGUCACUGCAGCCACCAAGGGACAGGGUGUGCUGUCAGACAAGCUGCGCAGUUUUAGCAUGCAAGACCUGACUCUCAUCAACGCAGAGGAUGAGCUAGCUCUGCACUCUUCAGACGGCCGCAUGAGACGGGAAUCUGUGGAUGACAUGAGCUCGGGGGCCAGCACGCUGCCUCGGGCCAAGAGCGCCACUGCACGGCAGACUCGCUCUCUGGCAGCCACAUCGCUUGCAGACGAGACAUUGUCCCAACACAGCUCGGACCAAUCAGACACAAGGACGGAACACUCUGAUGAUGAUGGGGGAGAAAGAGCCCCCAAGCGCAGCACCUCCAUCAAGACAACCAAGAAACCUGCUGCAAAGGCAGAGACUCAAACCAAGUCGGUGAAGAAGCCACCAAAGAAAAAGACUACAUCCAGUGCAGAGACGCCUCCUUGAGGGCCUCUGUCCAUGUCCUCGGACCUAGACUCUCUGUCCACCCACAGCCUGACAGCACCCCCUCCCAUGUGCGGUCUCCACACGAACACGCAAACACGGCAUCAGGCACCAAUGCUGUCUGCAUUUACUUUUAGCUGUUAGUUUUCUCACUCCUUUUAUUCUCUCACUCUGUGCAGCCAGCAUGUUUCUUGGUGACUGUAGUAGAUGAGAAAGUAUGACCACCCUGCAAGUGAUAGGACUUUUUUUUUUUAAACAUUGGACCUAAUGUCCCAUUCACCUUGAUUUUAGUGCAUUUUAAGCUGCCAAGUGAGUCUGGCUCAGCACAGUUCAGACUCGACCUUCAGCAGCAUCCUUUCUCAGUGACUUUCCACUCAUGUCCAUCUCUGUAGUUGCAGAGCCCUUUUGUUGGCAUCCGUCCGGUCUCUUAAGGUUGUGUUCACUUGCUGGAUUUGUGUUGUCAUUUCUCUGUAUCGCGUAGUCAUUCCACGUAUGAUCUGAUUUGCCUUUUGGAGAAAUACACGACAAUAACUUUGCUCUGUGUCACUCCUGUUGCCCAGCUGUGACGAGUUGUGUUGCGUUUCCUCUUUUGUGGCUGAUUUUGUUUUUCCUCAUCAACUUUUGCUUCCUAACUGGAGGGAGUGUCUGGUCCACAGGGUUCCACUGAUAGCCCAUCAUCUUUUUGGGUUUAGUUUGCCUUGCGAGUGAACCUUAACCAGGGUUUUAAGCAUGAUGCUGGAAGUGUGCAGCUAGUUUGAACCAAUAGAGGGAGACAAAGUCCACCUCAACUGCUGGCAAACGUAAAGACGAUGUAAAUAGUAGCUAACUGUAAAUACAAUGCGAGCUUGCUUGCCUUAUCUAUUCUCUGGGCUUUCAUCUGGUUACUUAUUCAGGGUUUUCAGUUAUGUGUCUGAAGUAUGAAUUUAGUUUUUAAUCGUGUAUUAAUAUUUUUUUUUGUUAAGACUUUAUUCUUCUCUUUUACAAAUGCACACACUGCUCCCCUUUUGACCCACAACGACUGAAAGGUCUUCUUAGGCCUACUGCUGGAACAUUUCAUGACAAUUAAAAAAAAAACACUACAUUUUUAUGUGGCGUUUAUGCCACACUUGGAUACUUAUUUUUCCUCUUAAAGUAGUGUUGUACUCUGAGUUUCUCAUUUGUACAUUUGUGCCAAUUCACAAAACGUCCAUGUGAAACACAUAAAAGUGUGUGUGCCGGAACAAUGGUAUCUUGCUUGGUCACGUGUCGGUAAUAAAACCGCUAAUAAA